This is a messenger RNA of Westerdykella ornata, 1826 nucleotides long. RefSeq lists its product as uncharacterized. The record is from RefSeq and is a predicted model, not a curated record. Bases 346 to 1446 code for a protein of 366 amino acids. NCBI's taxonomy places the organism in Eukaryota, Fungi, Ascomycota, Dothideomycetes, Pleosporales, Sporormiaceae. The transcript is spliced from 5 exons.
CCUAGGAUAGGACCACGGGGAACAGAUGGUUUCUUCCCCAGCCGUCCGCCAGCCAUUUGUUAUUCGCUGCUUCAAUCCCAAAGAAAAAUAAAGUACACAAUGGCAUUGUCUUAGCAUGCCGGUUUCCUCCAAUAAUAGCUUAUCCCAGACAUUCCGAUGUGCCUGCAUCGACAGGGCAUGGUUGCGUCGCUGGAUGACCGCCGCUUCUGACGAGUUUGUCACAGAAGCAAUCUGUCCGUGAGAACCCAGUAAAAGAGAUUUUUCUAGCUCCCUUCGCUGUUUCUCUUAACCUCGUCCCCUCAAACCUAGUGUGUUUACUAAAUUGGCUUCAAAUGCACCCAUGGGAUGUCACUACCAUCUCCAGCACCGCCCACCGGCAAUCGGUUUGCGACUGUAACGAAGACGGAUCAUGGAGCCCUGAUCUUCAUCGCAGCUAUUCUCGCCUUAGUGUUCUCCUUCCUGGUCCUCUUCGUGCGCUUCACAAUCGUUAAGUGGCGCCGGUGGGGUCUUGACGACUUAGUCCUCGUCUGCGCCGAAACUAUCGGCCUCGGCCAGUCGAUUUGCAUCUUCAUAUCAUAUCAUCAUGGGCUGGGGAAAGCUAUCUCGAUUGUCGACGUUGGAGACCUUGCGCACAUGGCAAAGGGCUUCUUCGCAAGUCGGAUCCUCCUCAUCCUCGCCCUCUGUCUUGCGAAAUGCUCCCUCCUGCUCUCGAUCCGAACGAUAUUCACCGUCGACCUCAAAAAGCAAUGGCUGACUAGCAACAUCACCAUCGCCAUUGUCUGCGCCUGGGGUGCAGCGUCCGCACUAGCAGUUUCCGUCAACUGUUCACCCAACUACGUCGUCUCUGGUCCGCAGCACGUGCAAUGUCCUAAUCAUAUAAACCGGCUUCGAGCAAUCUUCAUCCUAGAGGCGAUGCUCGAGUUCACGAUUGUGGUUUCACCGACGAUAUUCCUCAUCGGCUCCAAUAUGGCGUGGUCGCGCAAGGUACUUGUCGCCGUCAUCUUCUCUCUCCGCCUUCCCACCGUCGCAUUCAUCAUCGUGUACCUAGUCACCUCGACGCGCUUCAUCUCAAACAACAGCACCGGCGUAGGCAUCGCGGAUGUAGCAGUCUGGCAGCAGGCCCUACUGGGGUACUCAUUAAUGUCGGUAACGAUACCGAUGCUCAAGAAAUUCGUAAACGACUUCACCACAGGUGGUAUGGGGUUCAGCAAAACCCCUCACGGCACCCAUAAUGGCUCGUCCCAGAAUACCAGGCAACAAUCGACUGCAUUGGAAUUGAGUGUGUUGUCCAAGAACUCACGCGCGACAGUUCCACUCCCCAGUAGAGCAAUCGAACCAACGAGACUAUUGAGGCGGGCGCGCUCGGCAUCCCACGUGUCAGAGGGCAUAGCGGGGGAUUUUUCGUCUGUGGAGUCCUACGGUUCUAGGCAGAGGAUCAUUCAGUAAGGCGUUCAAGUUAUUGCGACCGCUUAACGAAUUGGAAAUUUCGGAGUAUGGAGUACGGGUAUUACUGAAGGAAGGCUUCAACUGUCUGGACUUUCGGGGUAUGCACCAAAUUAUUACGACUGUUAUGCAAUGGAGGAUUACGUAGGAGUUGUACGGACGCGAUUGAACUUGUAGUCGAUUGAGCCUCAAGGGCUGACAUUCAUAUCUGGUCAACCUUGUACCUCGUAGGUCACUUCCUGUCUCCUCCGUUCUGAGGCACCUGUAUUAUAGAUUUGACCAAUCAGCUUUGAGAGUUGGGAAAAUCGGCGCUACUUCUGCCUCCACGUGAAAUACUACCUAGCAAGUGUACUGUGUACUUCUACAAUCAUUUGGUACAAUAC